Molecule: messenger RNA, 1028 nt
Organism: Triticum aestivum (bread wheat)
Lineage: Eukaryota; Viridiplantae; Streptophyta; Magnoliopsida; Poales; Poaceae
Exons: 4
Coding region: 1-738 (245 amino acids)
Source: RefSeq, a predicted model, not a curated record
AUGUGUUCUAUAAGGGCCCGAUCCACAAUUUCCGAAGACCCCACCCCGAACAGCACAAAAACAGAACAGAAAGUUACAGGCCGUGAGCCUCACUCGGUCACUCCCCAUGAACCCCGCCGCCUCGGUGGCAGCCGCCAAACCCUGCACGGUGGCCUCCUCCCUCCCCUGCCCUCCGGUCAACUUCCUCUUCGCGUGACGACCUCCUCCCAGCACCGCGCUCCGGCCGCCAUCCUCCCCGUGCUCCGGCCUCCUUCCUCCCCCGCCUCCGGUAGCCUUCCUCCCCGCGCUCCGGCCGCCUUCCUGGCCGCGCCCUGGCCUCCUCCCUCCCCCGCCUCCGGUCUCCUUCCUCCCCACGCUCCGGCCGCCUUCCUCCCUAAGAUUCGUCCACCUUCCACCCCCGAGAUCCCAGCGCCGGUGCCCAACCCGUUCGUCCGUGAGCUAGGAGACUGGGACUCCCUCCUCGCCGCGGCGUCAUUGCUGGCCGUCAGCGGCGGAAGCGGGGUGGUGGCCGGGACCUUGUCAUGCUCGUCUCCGACUACUGUCAAGCUGCUCAACAACAGAAGCAUGUACCGCCCAGUACAUGUAUUACUACUGCAAAGGUUCAAAAAUCAGAACUCAACAGGUUCAACGUUGAUGGUUCUACAACAUAGCGCUAAGCCGUUCUACGCCGCAGCUCGGGAGGUGAAGGAGCUCCCCUUGGGUUCAUCUUGCAGGUUUCGUUCAAACCUGGCCACCUAGGCCGUUCAACAACACCACCAGAGCCCGUUCAGUUGGUGGCGUUACUGCAGCUGCAGAUGUGGUGCUGACAGUGCUAGGCGUUGGUUGUAUUUGAUCAAAUGCCUAGGAGCUCCCAUGAUUUAGCAAGCACUGUUGCUCAAUUUUCUAGGUUUACUUCAGUCCAAUUUCUAGUUUCUGUUCGUCCAAUUUUUAGAUAGCAUAGUGCGUGCAAAAAAAUAUCAUCAGUUCAUGUUUCAAAACUAGAUAUAUCACCUAAAAUAUGUUUCAAAAGAAAAAUUGUGUAAGUUCAA